Brienomyrus brachyistius is the source of this 6356-nucleotide messenger RNA. RefSeq names its product sodium-coupled neutral amino acid transporter 3-like. Gene Ontology annotation, molecular function: L-glutamine transmembrane transporter activity; L-histidine transmembrane transporter activity; L-asparagine transmembrane transporter activity. The coding region runs from base 246 to 1766 and encodes 506 amino acids. NCBI's taxonomy places the organism in Eukaryota, Metazoa, Chordata, Actinopteri, Osteoglossiformes, Mormyridae. Gene Ontology annotation, biological process: L-glutamine transport; amino acid transmembrane transport; asparagine transport. The record is from RefSeq and is a predicted model, not a curated record. The transcript has 16 exons.
CUGUUUAACCUCCAGAAGACAAUUCGGGAGUCAUCGGAAAGGGGUGUUUUUGAUUACACAAGAUUCGUUUUUUCCCCCAAGCAGAAUUAAAGAAAGGAAUCCAGAAACAGUGCAAAAGAAAAGGUGGUGAAGAAAAAGCAGGGAAGUACUCUAGUAAUCUAGGAGUCUAUCAAACUUAAGUGACUCGCAACUGAAACCUCAGGAAACAGUGAGUGCCUCAUACAUAGGAUAUACAGAGUGACAUCAUGGAACCCGCCCAAUCCGAGAUGAGCAUACUGACCAAUGGCAAGAAUGAUCUGGGAGAGGACGUGGGCAUGCCAAUGAAGACACUCCUGGAGGAUGAUCAAUAUGAGGAUGGUGAAGGGAAUUUGGCAGAAAGUGAGGAGUUCCUACCUUGUCCUGAGGGAAAGAAGCCCACACGCUUCACCGAUUUUGAGGGAAAGACCUCUUUCGGCAUGUCAGUGUUUAACCUGGGAAACGCCAUCAUGGGGAGUGGAAUUCUGGGAUUAGCAUAUGCUAUGGCCAACACCGGCAUCCUCCUUUUCAUGUUCCUCCUAAGUGCUGUUGCUGCCCUGUCUUCCUAUUCCAUUCAUUUGAUGCUUAAAGCAUCUGGAAUUGUGGGCAUCCGGGCCUAUGAACAGCUAGGAUUCCGCGCCUUUGGUACUCCUGGCAAGAUGGCUGCCGGUAUCGCCAUUACUCUGCAAAACAUUGGAGCCAUGUCCAGCUACCUGUAUAUUGUGAAGUCAGAAUUUCCCCUUGUUAUCCAGGCUUUCCUGAGAGCAGAACCAUCAACGGAAGUGUGGUACCUGAAUGGUAAUUACCUUGUGGUUUUGGUGUCAGCCAGCAUCAUUCUGCCCCUGGCCCUGAUGAAGCAGCUGGGCUAUUUGGGCUACACCAGCGGGUUCUCCCUCACUUGUAUGGUAUUCUUCCUCAUCUCGGUCAUCUACAAAAAGUUUCAGAUUCCUUGUCCGUUUGAUGACUACUCAAGCAACAGCACGGUAGUGCUCCUUCAUUCCAAUAGCUCUGAGGCUUCUGUUGGAUAUCGCCUUGGCCAUGUCGAAGAUGACUCCCACUGCAGCCCUCGCAUGUUCACUGUCAAUUCACAGACAGCGUACACCAUCCCAAUCCUGGCCUUUGCUUUCGUAUGCCACCCAGAGGUGCUGCCCAUCUAUACUGAACUGCGCAACCCUUCCAAGAGAAGGAUGCAGCACGUCUCCAACGUCUCCAUUCUGAUCAUGUACACUAUGUACUUCCUUGCUGCUCUGUUUGGAUACCUGACCUUCUAUGACAAAGUGGAGGCAGAGCUGCUGCAUACCUACAGCAGGAUCGACCCCUAUGACACCCUGAUCCUGUGUGUGCGUGUGGCUGUGCUCACCGCAGUCACACUCACCGUGCCCAUCGUGCUCUUUCCUGUGCGACGGGCCAUCCAGGAAAUGCUGUUCCCCAACAAGUGCUUUAACUGGCUAAGGCACAUUUCCAUUGCCUUCAUCUUACUCACCUUCAUCAACAUGCUGGUCAUCUUCGCUCCUGACAUCCUUGGCAUUUUUGGCAUCAUCGGUGCCACAUCCGCUCCAUGCCUCAUCUUCAUCUUCCCUGCAAUCUUCUACAUCCGCAUCGUGCCCAAGGAUGAGGAGCCAAUGCGCUCUACCCCCAAAAUUAUGGCUGCCUGUUUCGCCACUCUUGGAUUCCUCUUCAUGGUGAUGAGCUUGAGCUUCAUCAUCAUCGAUUGGACAACGGGGAGCAGCAAUGCCAGCCGUGGCCACUAGGUUCUGCCUCCAUGUGUGUGCGUGUGCGUAUGUUUGCAUGUGUUUACGAGGGCAGACACGGAGUGCGCUGGCGAACAUCUUUUUCGACUGCUUAUCGUUUAUUUCAAAGAAGCACUAUUCCCUCCAAAUGCCGGCCAGGCCGCUAUGAAGCACCGCUUGGCCAGUGGAGAAGAGUCCUGGCAGCUUUAGCUGUUUUCGCUGAAAUAGCACUUAUCUAACCCCUUAGAUUUUGUGUUUUUUAAUUGGUUUAUUUUAAAGAGCAUUAUAAACAUUAUUAAGAAAUGUAGUUCAGACUGAAGCUGGCUUGCAGAAACCCACGGAUAUGCAUACACGCAUACGCACACAUGCAUCUUUUCCUCACCUACCAUCCCUGGACCUUAUAAAUGAUAGAUUGUACUGUACAAAAACACAGAUGGAGGCUAAUGGGUUUUGAAAUGCUGGAGCAUACGUAUAAGAGGAAAGACAUGUAGUAUUUUGUAUAUUAAAGCUAUAAUGACAUGCUAUGUUGUAAUUAGGACUUGAGAAUUGUAGUGUGCAAUAGUGUGGAAUGGAAGUCACUGGAGAGAAGGGAUGAUGCAGCAGGUCUGCAGCUGCUGGCCGCCCUCGGCUCACAGGGCUGCUGCUCCAAGCUCAGGCUGGGCCUGGUGCUCUCAUACACUUUUUGACUCUCCCUCUUGGAUAAAUAUUCGGAGUAAUGCAACACGGCUUCAACCAAAUAUGGCAGUAGUGAGAUGACUGUAUUUCAUUAUGUGCAUAAUUACAGUAUUCUUACGGCAGGAGGUAACACGAAAGAGGACAUUGCAGCAUGACUGGUAUUUUAGAGUGAAGGAUUUCAACUCUUAUUUAACCAGGGACACGCAAAUAGACAACCCCCUAGCAUUAAGGUAUUUGUGACUAAAUGACUGCUAAGUAAGAACUCCGGACUGGAAGGGGAGCAGCAAACCUCGUACAAAGGCUCUGCGGGCCCCCAGGAGGUCAUAGACCCAAGGUUGCAAACCACUGUUUUUGAGUGAGUAGAGUGUGUUUUUAGUGUGACUGAGUGGGCUGCAGAUGACUCGUUAAAUGGCAUGUAGCUGUUUUCACUCUAGCAGGAUUUUGAUCCUUCUUUAAAGGCAGGAUUCUCUUUGAGCAGUUCAACAACACCAAAUUGAAGAAAUAAGCUUGUAGGUCAUUCAUCUUCAAAAAUUUCCACUUGAUUGUUUUCUAGAGAAGCACAUAAGAGCAAAAGACAGUUAUUGAAAUAUAAAGAAUAACAUGCUUCUUGUUGGGAGAAACAAAAGAUAUCAAAGUAAAAAUAAGAUAGUGUCUAUGCACCAGGGUUGGUGUAGUGGGCAAGUUCAUCCAUCCAUCCAUUCAUUUUCCAAACCGCUUAUCCUACUGGGUUGCGGGGGGUCCGGAGCCUAUUGGGCAAGUUCAAUAAAAGACAAUAUUAAUACUCUAGAAAUCAAGGCAAAAGUGAAAAGGGCCAGUAAAGUGGUGGUAUGUGGCUCUGAGAGUCAGGGGUCUAUGACAAUGACAUUCACUAUCACUAGAAAAUGGACAGAGUACAUAUAUGCAUAAGUAACAUCUAACCAGCUGAACUUUGCUAGUUUGCAUGCGGAUCUCAACAAAAACAUAGAUGAAUUGAACUUUUUGGUAACAUUUUAUGUGAGGGGGCACAAAUAACGUAGUAGUAAAUCCUUACUUAAGGCAUUAGUUAACCAGAACCUAAGUGUUAGUUACAUGCUGAUCCCACGUUCAUUCAUCAUUAAUAAAUCAUAACAGUUUGCAUAUUUCAUGAUUAGUUCUUGAGUAGUAACUGAGUAACUAAGUUAUUUUUGCCCCCUCAAGCAAAGUGUUUCCAGUUUUUUAAAUUAUUUUCAAGGCAUUUAAUAUAACAGUCAAUAAUUUAUACAUUUGUUCGCAAGAGACAUAAUCAAUGGAUAAAACGUAAGAUUUCACUUAUUCAGCAAAUAGCUCCUGUGCUGACUGUUGAUUAAUUUCAGCUAAACUACUGGUGCAUCCUCUUGGCUAUGGACUGCAGGUACCUGCUCCAUUGUCUAUUACCCAGCAGUAUGUUAUAUAAUAAUAAGCAUAAGUUCAGCCAGGUAAGGGAAGCGACAGACCAGCAGUAAUGACAAAACAAAAACAAAGGAAAUGCAUAUAAAUAAUCUAGCAGCAGCAGGCUGGCCAAAGGUAAAUGGGUGAAAAGUACUUUGCUUUUUCAAGACGGUCAUUAGAAGGAUUGUUGUGAUCCUUUUGCAUACUGUGUAAAAAUAAGCAAAACAUUAUUAGCAUUUUUAGUUAAACACAUACAAAUAUAACCACUACCUAGCUGUGGUCUGCAUACACCUUUACUCUUUUAUUAUCUUUACGUAAAAACAUUUUGUUUGUUGAAACAAACCAUUUCACCAGUAACAUGUCUGAAUUUAGAGGACACACAUAACCACUGUAAUCCAUCCAUUUUCCAAACCGCUUAUCCUACUGGGCCGCGGGGGGUCCGGAGCCUAUCCCGGAAGCAAUGGGCACGAGGCAGGGAACAACCCAGGAUGGGGGGCCAGCCCAUCGCAGGGCACACUCACACACCAUUCACUCACACAUGCACACCUAUGGGCAAUUUAGCAAGUCCAAUUAGCUUCAGCGUGUCUUUGGACCGGAGUACCCGGAGGAAACCCCACGACGACAUGGGGAGAACAUGCAAACUCCACAGGCAUGUAACCCAGGUGGAGACUCGAACCCGGGUCCCAGAGGUGUGAGGCAACAGUGCUAACCACUGCACCACCAUGCCGCCCCAUCACUGUAAUACUUCCAGAAAUAUUUUAUUAUUAAAUCAUUUUCAGUUAUGAAACAUAAUUGUGUUCCAUUUCAAGUCUGGAAAUUAAUCUUCACAAGUCCAAAUUCCUGGUAAUAAGAACUGAAUUUCCAUUUUGGCUUUUUUCCCCACCCGUUUAAACCACUAUUGAAUGCCACUUACUGAAAAUAUCCUUCACUCAAAACAACACAAUACAGCACAGGAAUGAAUGACUGCUGCCUAUCGAUAGCUGAGGAAUGCAUGGUCAAGGAUAAAAGUUAUAUAUGAUAAUGAAACAGGGUUUAUUUGUAUCCUAGUUUCUGCAGUUAUAUGAUUAAGUGUAAUGACCUACUUAUGUAAUCAUAUAUGACUGCUAUAGAAAGUUCCUAAUACGACAGCAUCCAAGUACUUGCAUUUAUAUGGUCAGAGUAAAUUAUUUUAACAGUAGUUGAACUUCCAUAAACCAGUAACAUAUUAAUUUAUAAGCUUCCUUGGUUGGGGACAUGGAGAACUGGGAGACUGAAAAAAAUGUAUGAAAUCACAAGGUUCAUGUAUAAAGUAAAGAUGCUAUUGCUUUACCUACUAUUUAGGCUUUGCUCUUGAGUCUAUAAACUGAUUUCUAUGCUUAGAGCUGUGUAAUACAAAUGCUGUUUUCUAUUUCAUUAUUUUAUUGAAUUUUUUUUCAACAAUUAAAUGGAAGUCCCUUCCUCCUUUGUGUUCAAUAAUUGAACUUAAUUGAUGGGCUUUUGUGUAUGUUUCCAUCUGUACAGGUUUAUUACUGCAAAACAUGUUCCUCUUUUUUGAAAAAGCACGCGUCCGCACAUUUUAGUGAGCUAUUUCAGGUUGCUGUGUCUGGCUUAUGCUGCCACUUAUUUAUGCUGACUGCAGAGCACCGAUAAUUCUGUUCUUAAGUUCACAAAAAAUUUGGAGCUUGUUUCUUUUGUGCUUCAGCUAUAAUGGCUGCUUGGGGCAUCUUAGUGACCCUGACCUAUCAGAAUUGCAUAUCUAAAACAGAGGGAGACCUAUUUGUAUCGGCUGUCCGUCCAAAAGUUUGGCUCAAGACUAAUAAAUUCGGAUUUUAUAUUUUAUUUCCUUCUUUAGACAAGUGGUACAUUCUGUGUUAGAGCGGAAUUUUGAAAGGUCACAGCAGAAAUGUACCACUUCUGCCUACCGUGCUAUUCAUGUAAUGGUAAUAAUGAGAGACACCCAUAUUAUGAAAGUACACAGUAACUUUACACUUACAGGUCCCACUUAAAAUCACACAUUUUCCAUAAAACAUAUUUUCUCAGUUAUUUGUGGAUAUUUAUAAAUAACUAAAAACUUUAUUUAUUCAUCUUAUUCUACCAAGUUCUGUGAGCAGUGAUUUUAAGAAAGAGGAAGAACUGUCAAAAUGCCAUUUCCCUAUUAUUAUUGGACACAGUGGUUUUGUACACAAUAAUAAACUUUUGCUAUAUGCAGUACGGCCCAAAGUUCUCACUCUAGCAUUUGAGCACCAUCCCCAGGAGCUGUGAGGAAACUAUUCUAUUCUAUUCUAUUCUAUUCUAAUUGACUGGACACUAGAAACUGGAUACCUGUUAAUAAUACGCUACUCAUGAAUUACUUUUCUUUGGCAAUGGCUGUUUUCUUGAUCAUAAAAUGAGUGGUAAUAAAAAUAAAUGUAUGAUUUUUGGCAUUUUUUUUGGUAUAUUAGGCAACAUUUAUAUACGAUGUAUAUAAAAGUAAACCAUUUAUAUUCAUUGAUGCAUAUCCAGCUUGUAUAGUGUAAAUAGUAAAAAGUUUUAGUUUGACAAUAAAAACAAAUGUGAUCAUUUGUAAAUGUG